Brassica napus (rape) is the source of this 977-nucleotide messenger RNA. RefSeq lists its product as uncharacterized. The transcript has a single exon. The record is from RefSeq and is a predicted model, not a curated record. The coding region runs from base 551 to 772 and encodes 73 amino acids. NCBI's taxonomy places the organism in Eukaryota, Viridiplantae, Streptophyta, Magnoliopsida, Brassicales, Brassicaceae.
CAUUAUUGUGUUUAUAAAUUAUUCACUUCUAUAUAAAUACACCCAAUGUAAUAAUUUUAUUUAUAGAAAUUUACUCACUAGACAUCCACGAACUAAUCAAAAUUCCAAAAGGCCAACAAAAAGGGUUGCACCAGUCGAAAAUCGUCUUUGGUUCUAUAUCAUAUCACCUUUGAAAAAAGGAAAAUAAAACAUAGUACUAUCAAAAUCCAUCGAAUCCAUUAAAACUAGGUUCCACUAGUUAAGUAAUUAAUUUUUUUCACUGAAAACUAGCAGAAGUACAGACCUAUACCGGGGGAGAACAACUUUUAUGGAAAAACAUUUAAAAAAAAAAAAAUCCUUUACAUGUAUCAAAACAAGGAAGCUAUUGCCCAUUGUUUUACUACCCCUCUAUAAAUUAACUUAAUACUUUGCCAUUCACUUCAGUUAUAUCAAGAAACUUGAAACUGCAUAAGAAAACAUUUCUUUCAUUUUCGAAAAACAUUCUCAAAGGUUCCUUUUCUAACAUCUUGAUUCUCGACGAAGCUUAUUAACGGAAGUACAAGUUAUUCCAAUGGAUGUCUUCAUAUCGGAAGAGUAUGUCUACCGCCGGAGAAUGGAGAAAAAAGCUGCCGCCGUUGCCGAUAAAAAUGUGAGGCUAGGCUUUUGUACAAGUAAAGUACAGGAAAAGAGAAAAAGCCAUCCUCGGAUAUCUGAAUCUCGGCCGGAAAAGGAGUUUCAGGUUACCGGCGGUGGUGUUUAUGAGAGUUUUGUGUUCCAAUGCUUCUCUCCAUAAUAACCAAAGCGUUCGCGUUUAGUGAUUCAAACGCAGACGCAGUUGCAUGUGCAUGGGCGCUUACUAGUUGUAGCUCUUGUAUUGUAGUAACUCUUGGUUUAUUUGCUACUAUAGUGAGUUUUUUUCCUAAUUAACAAUGUGUUGUUAAUCAUAAACUAAUACUAUUUGAUAAACGUUAAAUAUAAAUCAUGAAUCACAUUAGUUA